CAUUACCAAACUGCACAGAGAGAAAUUUUAGUUGGAACGGAUUUGAAAUCUCCAACAGGAACAGUACUCCUUAUUGCUGGCUCAAAGGCUGGUGGCUGCAUCUUUCAGAGAUUCAGGUUAAAGGCCAUCACCACCACGAAAGAUCCCCACUCUGCAACUGGACAGGAUCACGUCGAGCUCAAGGACUCCUAAGACGCUGCUGCUACCGAAUAGCAAACAGGGGCUGGGAGAGGUUCCAGCACCACUCAGACAGGUUCGGACCGAGCACUGGCUGCUGCUGCUAAUACAGCACGUCCGGAAGGAGAGAUUAUAGGCUGCUAGACAUGGCUGCCAAAAGGAAUGAGGACCGGAAAGCCUCCACACCCCUCAUCGCCCUGCGUCGCCGGCGGCUCGUUACCAAAGAUGGGCACUGCACCCUGAGAAACACCAGUCAUGCCAGCGCCCCAGCCAAGGGGCUGCUUUACCUGCAGGAUAUCUGGAGCACACUGGUGGACCUACGCUGGCGGUGGGUGCUCCUGGCUUUCUGCAUCUCCUUUCUGGCCCACUGGCUCCUGUUUGCCUGCCUGUGGUAUCUGCUGGCCCAUCUGAAUGGAGACCUGGGAGUGGACCAUGACAACCCCCCUCCUGGGCACACUGUGUGCGUGAAAUACAUCACCAGCUUCACUGCUGCCUUCUCCUUCUCCCUGGAGACCCAGCUGACCAUAGGUUACGGCACCAUGUUCCCCAGUGGGGACUGCCCUAGUGCUAUUGCUCUACUUGCCGUGCAGAUGUUACUGGGACUCAUGCUGGAGGCUAUUAUUACAGGUGCCUUUGUGGCCAAGAUAGCCAGGCCAAAGAAACGGGCUGGAACGAUCAAGUUCAGCUCCUCUGCUGUGGUGGGGCAUCACCAGGGCGAGACCUGCCUCAUGUUCCGUGCCGCUAACAUGCGAGACAGCCCCCUGACGGAAGUGCGAGUGAGCGCCAUCCUGUACCAGGAGCGUGAGGACCAGAUACUGCACCAAACCAGUGUGGAGUUCCACUUGGACAGACUACGGGGACCAGAAUGCCCUUUCUUCAUCUUCCCACUGACCUUCUACCACCCCCUGACCGAGUACAGCCCGCUCUACUCUGUGCUUUGUGAGGGCAACCCUGCGCAUUUUGAGCUGGUUGUUUUCCUCUCGGCCACCCAAGAGGGAACUGGUGAAGGCUGCCAAAAGCGUACCUCCUACGUGCGGGAAGAGAUCCAGGUUGACUACCACUUUGCCAGUGUUCUGGGACUGGACCCCCAUGGCUCUUAUAAAGUGAAUACAACCAAUCUCAACAAAGUGCUGCCAGACCCCAGUCACACAACGCUAGAUGGAGAGAAGGUUUUCGUCAUACAAAUAAAUGGAGACGGUAAUGAUGGAAUAGGAGGAUAAAUGAAAAACCCUCCAGAGACAAAAAACACUCCCAGCUCAUCAUUUAUCUCAAUCACUGGGCAUUGAAGACAAUCAGUGGCACACACAGAGACAUGAUGUGUUUCUCUAAGGUUCUUGAGAUUUUGAUCCACAGAGAAAUUCCAGAGUGCCAAGGUUUUAAGAUGCCUUUGUCAAUUACAGCAAUCUGAGAAACAAAAGCUCACUUACUGUGAUUCAGCUGAAAAUGUGCCGGGGCAGCAUCUGCAGGGCCCAUAUGUGAAAGAAACAAACACACAAUCAGGAUGAGAAAUUCUGUCUUUGAAAGAAAUCUGCAUACCAUCAGCAAAUCAUAUGGUUAUAUCAAAUCAGCAACUGUUAUCACUACAUAGGCAGCCAAAAAGAUGCACUGCACUGAAUCUGUGUCUGUGACAGUGCUAACAUAUCUCUUUGCAGCCAAUGAGGCAGCAAUCAGGAUACUGUUGUUCAGCUAUUUCUCAGAGAGUUUCCACACUUUUUAUGAUGUUAAAUGUUUGUAAACCAAAUUUUCACUUAAAGUUAAGAAUGAGUUAACAAAUCAACAGAGAAAUAUAUAAUCUAAAAAUAUGAUUAAGUUAAUGUGAACAGAGCAGGUAUCACACAUUAUAAAGAGUAGAAAUAGUAAGAGUAUCAAAGUAAUGAGUAUAGAUUUUAAGAGUUCAUUAAUAUAUAGACUUUGCUGACACUUCAUGGAAAAAUAAAGUUGGUAAUAGUUUAAUAUUUGAAUGGCAAUUUUGAAAAUACUACAAAAAUAUUAAUGUGAGAAUCCAGACUGUGACUGGAGAAUUCUAUGGAAAGGUCACAAAACCAGAUAUCAUAGACAAAACAUACAAAAUCAACUGGUCCAAAGAUAAAAUAUUUCUUGUAAAAUGAUCUUUGGUAAGAACUGACACUGAAGAAGAGAGUUACAUUCCUCAAGUACUGUCUAGCAUGUACAAAAAUAAUUUUAAAAAUAUGAAUUACUACUCAGUUGCAGCUCUCUGCAUUGACCGAAAUGGUUAUAGGCAUUAAUGUAAUAAAGAGUAAACUUUUCAAUUCACGCACAAAACGAAUGCAGUUUGUAGCCUUUUCAUUUUCAAAAUGUAUAGUAUUUUUUUUCUCAAAGAAGUAGUGGCUCCUUUCAAAAAUGAUUGCUUUUGGAGUGCAAAUCAAUUCUGCUGCUUAUUUUAUAAUUCAAAAAGCACAAAAAUACAGUUGGAAAGAGAUGACAAAUGUGCUUCUAAAUAUAUGACUGUAAAAUUCCAUAUGUUGUAAACUGCAAACAAGACUAUGAAUGUUAAGCAUCAAUCAUUUGAUGCUUAAAUGGAAAGUAGAAAUAAGUUAACUUUUUCAUCCAAAGUCACUGGAGCAUCACAUUCUCCAGAAGGUGCUGCCUACAUCUGAACGAUCCACUUCUUCCACACCAUAGGCCUUCUGAAUGGCUGCUGCCACCUGUCUCCAUUCACUGGUAAUGCACCAGACCUGACUGAGGAAAUGCUAUGAGCCUUAGUUUAAAAGGAAAAUCUGGUGCAAAACGAAAAUCAAAACCUACAUCAAAAUGCAGUUCCUGCAUUUAGGUCGUUGUUGAUAAGUAUACUCCAAAUCCCUUGUAUGUGCCAAAACACCUCCAUGUUGUCACACGGUUGAUCUUAAAAAUCAGUACUCUCAGUGCUUCUUUCCCUGAGUCACAACUAGUCUUUCUCCAGUUCGAUGAGAGAAGGUGCAUGUAAUGACUUAUCUCACCCAUUGCAGUGCUCGUAGAAACUUUCAAUAGUCUUGGAAAAGAAUACACUGCAAUAUUAUAUAUUCAGAAAUGUAAUGUUGGGUCAUCUAUGCAUGACUGUUAAAUACUUUACAAUAACUUUAAGGGGUAGGAGAAUAUAAAUGUGUAUUACAAUGAGCAAAUAAGACUUUUAAAAUAAUUGUGGAUAUUUUAGGCAUUGUACCAUAGCUGUGUGGGGUUCAGAAAUGAAGGAUUCAAAAUGCAAUUUCUUAAUUUCAUAUAGAAAAUGAUAGUCCAGAAAGCUAUUCAAUACAUAAACAGAUUUUGCCCACAUCAGUCUAAGCUGCUGUCCAAGCGGAUAUAAAAUAGCCACACAAAUUAGAGUUGAAAUGAAUAAAAGAUCACCUUUUCAUGUU
Lepisosteus oculatus (spotted gar) is the source of this 3530-nucleotide messenger RNA. It is a transcript of the gene kcnj13, whose product is annotated as potassium inwardly rectifying channel subfamily J member 13. Gene Ontology annotation, molecular function: inward rectifier potassium channel activity. Lineage: Eukaryota; Metazoa; Chordata; Actinopteri; Semionotiformes; Lepisosteidae. Gene Ontology annotation, cellular component: plasma membrane. The record is from RefSeq and is a predicted model, not a curated record. Gene Ontology annotation, biological process: regulation of monoatomic ion transmembrane transport; potassium ion import across plasma membrane.